This is a messenger RNA of Bufo gargarizans (Asiatic toad), 980 nucleotides long. It is a transcript of the gene C10H11orf58, whose product is annotated as chromosome 10 C11orf58 homolog. The coding region runs from base 85 to 660 and encodes 191 amino acids. The transcript is spliced from 5 exons. Lineage: Eukaryota; Metazoa; Chordata; Amphibia; Anura; Bufonidae. The record is from RefSeq and is a predicted model, not a curated record.
ACACGUGAUCGCCACUGAACGACUACACAAUUACACAUCCCAACGUCCUUUGCGUGUGUACGAUUAGAUCGGAGAACGGGAGCGAUGAGUCGCAAGGGUGAGGGCGAGGAGCGUCGGCGGAGCCACAAGAGAGGGGCCCAAAGCCCGGACGACGAGGCCGGUAGCUGCAGCUGGGACAAGGCAGAUCUCGGCAAUGAGGAGCGGAAACAGAAAUUCCUGAGACUUAUGGGGGCCGCAAAGAGAGAACACACGGGGCGUCUCAUCAUUGGAGACCACAAAUCCACCUCUCACUUCAGGUCAGGAGACGAAGAUCGCAAAAUGAACGAUGAACUGGAGCAUCAGUUCCAGCAGGGCAUGGACAGCAGCAUGUCUGGGAGAAACCGGCGCCACUGCGGCCUCGGAUUCAACGAGCCUGCGGGUACAGAAGAAAAGCCGCCUUCUCCAGAAAGCUGCCCCGGAGCAGAGAACCAGCCGGAUUCAGGUGACAGCGCCAGCGACUCCGAGAGUCAGCCGGCAGGGAAGACCGCCAACCACAGUGCCGCUGCAGCAGAAACCACCGAGCACAAAGCCGCCACCAUACAGAGCAAUAAUGACAGCUCCUCUGAAAAGAAAGCCAAGUGCAACUACAAAAUGCAGUUUGUCAAGUCCAGCGGAUUAUAACCCCCUUUAUUGUGGGGAGUCCUGGUUUGGGACAUUAGAAGGAAGCAUGGACCCCCAAUGUGGUUUACACUGGAUGUCCUGAGCCAUGAAGAGGGGGAGAGUGAUAUAUAUUCUGCCGCUUGCCCUCCGCACUCCUGUGACCCCCCCCCCCCCCCCCAACACGCUCAUGUCUCUUCCCAUAGGGUUCCUGUGGAUCACUGACUGGUCGGCUUUCCGGCAGCAAUGAGGGCAAUUUUAGCGGGUUUCAUUUUUGUACAUUUUCCUUUAUUUGGAUAUUUUCUUUUUCUUGUUUUGUGAAAUAAACCUAAAUCAAGGCCGCA